UCCACCUCCCUCUCUCAUUACGCCUUUCACCGGCAAAACUCCAACACACACAUACACACACACAUAAACACACAGACACACGCGCCACCUUUCCCUUAAACCGGGAAAUAAACACGAAGCGACGGCAGGAGCAGGACCGAACUCCCCCGGCCCGCACCAUCCAUGGUCCUCCCCUGGAUGUCUGUCUGACAGGAGGGUUGGUGUUACUUUGCUGAAGUGACAGAGGAAGGCCUCGAGUCAGAGGUGAAGAACGGAAACAAGGAGUCCUCCCGGACAGCAGGGGGAAGCAGCAGACAUGCAGGACUCAGCCUCUGACAGUAAAAUAGCGAAACAGGACCAGAACAAGCACAUGGAUGGACACAGAGAAACCGAUGACAUGUCUGAAAAGACGUCUCCCAGCAAGAACCUCAAAUCUCCCCAGAAAGGCUCCAAACGGCUUAAAACAGCCCCCUUUAAAGUGACCCUACUGGAUUCCUCCGAGUUCGAAGGAGAAACUGAGAAACACUCCAAAGGACAGACCCUGAUGGACAUGGUGUGUGAACACCUCAACUUGCUGGAGAAAGACUACUUUGGUCUGACCUUUGCCGACACAGACAGCCAGAAGAAUUGGUUGGACCCCUCCAAGGAGAUCAAGAAGCAGAUGCGCAACUCUCCGUGGCACUUUGCCUUCGCUGUCAAGUUCUACCCUCCUGACCCCUCCCAGCUCAUGGAAGAUAUUACCAGAUACUACCUGUGUCUGCAGCUGAGGGAUGACAUGCUGUCAGGUCGGCUGCCGUGCUCGUUCGUCACUCACGCCCUCCUGGGCUCCUACACCGUUCAGGCCGAGCUGGGAGACUACGACCAGGAUGACCACGGUGCCGACUACGUCAGCGAUUUCCGCUUUGCUCCCAAUCAGACGCGCGAGCUGGAGGAGAGGGUGAUGGAGCUCCAUCGAAACUACAAGGGGAUGACUCCAGCAGAGGCUGAAAUGAACUUCUUGGAGAACGCAAAGAAAUUGUCCAUGUACGGAGUCGACCUCCAUCAUGCUAAGGAUUCUGAGGGGAUUGAAAUAAUGCUGGGUGUCUGUGCCAAUGGCCUGCUGAUUUACCGUGACAGGCUGAGGAUCAACCGCUUUGCCUGGCCAAAGAUCCUUAAGAUUUCAUACAAGAGGAGCAACUUCUACAUCAAGAUAAGACCUGGAGAAUAUGAACAGUUUGAAAGUACAAUUGGUUUUAAGCUCCCCAACCACAGAGCUGCCAAGAGGCUGUGGAAGGUCUGCAUCGAGCAUCACACCUUCUUCCGGCUGGUAUCUCCUGAGCCUCCUCCUAAGGGAUUCUUGGUGAUGGGUUCAAAGUUUCGAUACAGUGGAAGGACGCAGGCUCAAACCAGGCAGGCCAGUGCUCUCAUAGACCGGCCUGCUCCUCACUUCGAGCGGUCGACCAGUAAGAGGUAUCUGCUUUCCCGGAGCUUGGAUGGAGAGUUUUCACGGCCGGUAUCAGCCAUGUGCGAGAACCACGACGGCGUUUCUCACCGCAGCAUCAGUGAACACCGACGUCUGCACAGCCCCUCCGGGGACGAGCAGGAAACGGAGCUGGAGCCAAGUUUGGAACAGGACGAAGAGGAGAAGGAGCACGAGCAGGGCCGGGAGGCGGAGCAGGACCAUGACGGCGACGUGACUCCGAGCAGAAAAAAGGAGAUCAUGAAGGAGGAGGCCGGGUCACCAGUUGACAGUAAACAGGAGUUUCUGGAUAAGUCGCAGGACGUCUUGCUGAAGCACCAGGCCAGCAUCAAUGAGCUAAAGAGAGCCUUGAGGGAGCCCAACAGCAAGCUGAUGAACCGCGAGAAGCGUCUGUCAGCGACCUCCCCAACCGGCACACCAGAGAAGAAGGCUUCGGUGGGCCGGGCAAUGGGAAAGGAACCUGUUAACAGCCUGUCUGUUGAGGGUUUCGUCCAGAAGACUCUGGUGACUUCACCCGAGGGCUCUGAGGAGUGGGUAUUGAUUGAAAAACAAGAACCUUAUCAACAAGACCAUGACUGGAAGGCAGAAGAAAAGAACAAAUCUCUCACACCUGAUUCCUCAUGGGAGAAAAAGGGUCUGGAAAAAGAGAUAGACGUUAGCAAGAUGAUGCAUAAGGAGGUAGCAGGGUAUGACAGAAAAGAAAUGAAAAGCCAUAUUGAUGAGUUUCCAUCAACAAAAUCGUCCAGAGAGGCAGAUGUAUGCUCUGAGCCUCGGCGUUUUGUGAUCCAAUUAUCUGAGAAUGCCGACUCGUUUCAAGACGAAUCUCAAAGCAAACCAGCUCGAGCCUCAGACCCUGAGGCGAACAGCGAUGCAGCCCCGGGCUUGCGGCACAUGAAGGAGCGCACGGCUUCUAAACCGAGAAAAAAGAGGAGACCCCAGAGCUUAAACCUGGGAAUGCCCACAGAGCUCGUCUACAGGAAAGGAGGAAGCGAUUCCACCGAAGACGAAGACGAGGGCUCGGACUCAGACAACAACUCAGAAACAGCAGCGAAGAGAGGAAAUCAUUGCGAGUCGCCUCCAGUGGCAACGAUGAAAGAUGAUCAGGGUUUAGAAAAGGAUCAGCUGAUCAGGGUCUAUAAAGACGGCAAACAAGAGGGUAAAUUAGUUGGAGAAAGCAGGGAGGUCUCCACCCAAGGAGCAGAGCAGGUAAAGAAAAAGGUGAGCCUUGUUGGGACAGCAGAUGUCGAUUUAGGCUCAGUGAAUGGACCUGGAAAAAUAGAGCAUGAGAGCUCAUUCUCAGGGUCUAAAGGAGAGUGUGUGCUGAAGAUGCGAGGGAAAGGCUUCAUUGACAACAAAGAGUUAGCAGAGGUUAAACUACGACAGGUCAGGACACAUGAACGAAAGGUCAGUAGCUCUGGAGGAGAGGAUGUUGAGGGUUUCUUGGGCGACAGAGGUCAGAGGACGUCUCUCCACCGACUGUCAGGCAGCAGCUACCAGUCGGAAAUAACCAGGAUUGUUCCUCUCAAGCCGGAGCGUUCGAAGAGCGUCACGUCCAAGGACGAAAAGGACCGUACGGGACAGGACGAUCCAAGACGGGGGAUCAGAAGAGAAUACCGGUGGUCGGUUGGCUCUCCGGAGGGAUCCUCAGACCUCAGCUGGACCGACGGUUCCAACUUUCAUCCAGCGUUCGCGUCAGAUCUGGAGGGCGUUGCUAAAAUCGAGCAUCCAGACGACAGCUUUCAGUGUGGUAGAGUGUUCGCGGAGAGCCAGUCGUUCAGCUCAAAGGUUUCAGGGCUUCCCAAAAUGGCCCCUCCAGCGCCGCCGGUGAAAACACAGAAGGCGAGAGAGUCCGUGCUAAUACUCCGGAACAGCAGAAACGCCAGCAGGGAGCCGAGCCUGGACACGGCCAAAAAGAGACACUCGGAGCCUGUCUCUACUCCUGCUAUAUAUGAAGAGCCAUUUGCUGACUUCAAGAAGGAGUUUGGGGAGAGGAGGCCUCAGCCGAGCAUAGCCUCGGAGGAGGAGCAGGAACGAGACACCGUGGCAUGCAUGAAGGAAACCCACCUGGGCAUCGAACGCAAGUGUUCCAGCAUGACGGUCAGCUCCACGUCCAGCCUGGAGGCCGAGGUCGACUUCACUGUCAUCACUGACCUCCACUCGGGCCUCGAGGACUUUUCUAAGGGUGUGCCCGAACUGGGAGAGAGGGAGCGACAGCCAGAGGUGGGCCGGGAGGACUUUGAGGAGACUUCCAGGUUCUACUCUGCCCGUCUAAUGGGCUCUCGGGACAAGUCUCCCAUAGAGGAGAGGCUUCCUGAGGAGGGAAUGCAUCAUGAGCCUCCCGUGGCAAAGAAAGACCCCAACGCGGUGAGCGUGGCCCACAAGCUGAAAAGAGCCGACAGCAAGACGGAGACGCACACAAAUGGAUCGGAAGCUCACGCCAACGUCGUUAAUGUCUCUCCACAGAACUAUGGAGUCGUCAGCCCACAGGAGGCUCCCGCUGCCGUCAAAGAAAAUGGCUCUCCUGUAAAAGCCAGCACCCAGGGGAGAGAGUCUGUUGUGUCCCCGCUGACCAUCACUGCUGAGAACGUUACCUCAGCAACCACGACACAAGUUACCAAGACUGUGAAAGGAGGCUACUCAGAGACCAGGAUCGAGAAGAGGAUUAUAAUCACAGGAGAUGAUGAUGUGGACCAACAUCAGGCACUUGCCAUGGCUAUCCAAGAGGCAAAGCAGCAGCAUCCUGACAUGCUGGUGACAAAAGCAGUGGUUAUCAGGGAAACAGAGUCGCCCACUGAGGAGCUACAACAGAAAGCAGAGGUAAAUAUCUGUUGUUACAAGAACUCUGUACUUUUUAAGGAUUACUUCAAGCACUUGACAGGCACAGAGCCUAUGCUUAGACUCAAGGUUUUUUGUUGGAAAGUUAACCAAAUGAUUACAAAACACAGAACAAGUACAGAGGGCCACUAAGGUGCAAAGCUAAUCCAAAGAAAUGCAAAACAAUUAUAAACAGUUGGGAAAUGACUGCCGAGAGAAAAUAAAGCAGCUAGACAUCAAAAUGAGAUACAAAAUAACUACAAAGGAGAUAACA
Messenger RNA from Neolamprologus brichardi, 4526 nucleotides. The record is from RefSeq and is a predicted model, not a curated record. Lineage: Eukaryota; Metazoa; Chordata; Actinopteri; Cichliformes; Cichlidae.